Drosophila subpulchrella is the source of this 1220-nucleotide messenger RNA. Its product is annotated as zinc finger protein 808-like. Lineage: Eukaryota; Metazoa; Arthropoda; Insecta; Diptera; Drosophilidae. Gene Ontology annotation, cellular component: nucleus. Gene Ontology annotation, biological process: regulation of transcription by RNA polymerase II. The coding region runs from base 73 to 1056 and encodes 327 amino acids. Gene Ontology annotation, molecular function: RNA polymerase II cis-regulatory region sequence-specific DNA binding; DNA-binding transcription factor activity; zinc ion binding. The record is from RefSeq and is a predicted model, not a curated record. The transcript has 2 exons.
UCCAGUAAUAAACAAACUAGUUUGCCCGUUCUGAUCAAAUAUUUCUACUUUCUGGCUGUAACAUUACCAACGAUGGAGUCAUCUUUAUGCCGAGUUUGUUUGGGCUACUCCAAAAAUAUGGUCAACAUAUUUGAAGAAGUUGAACUCGGGGUUUUCAUUGGUAACAUGAUUGCGGAGUGUACAGGCUAUAAAGUUGAGAAUGGAGAUAUGUUGCCCCAAACCAUUUGCGCCAUUUGCCUGCAGGAAGUGAAAAACGCUUUCGAUAUAAAGAAAACCUACGAAAGGAGCUCUCAGUUCUACAGUGAAAUGGAGGAGGAUUUGCAGGGAAUGUUUUUACCCGAGGAAAAUGAUUUUUGCGACAAGGAAAACGAACUAGAGGAUGAUGCUGAUGAUGAUUCAGACUACUUGCCAUCGGACGAGGACCCUGAAGGUGGUGAAAAUGCAGUACCUGCUGAUGUAACUCCAGUACCUGCUAAUAAAGAGGCAGUGCCUGCUGAUAAAGAGGCACUACCUGCUUCUGACAAGGGUACUAACCAGAACGGCGCCAAGGAAAACCGUCACAAGUGCUCUUAUUGUUCCAAAACCUUCCCCAGGUCUUCUAACUUGCAGAGACACCGGCGAAUUCACACGAACGAACGACCCUACAAGUGCUAUCUGUGCCCGAAGAGUUUCCAUUGCUCUUCGAAUCUCAACCAUCACCUGAGAACCCACGCAGGAGUAAAACCAUUCAAAUGCGACCACUGCUCGAAGUUCUUUAUCCAGAACGCAAACCUUCAGGCGCACUUGCGGCGAGUGAGGGGUGUAAAACCCUUUAAGUGUACCGAAUGCCCAAAGUCCUUCUUUCUAAGACAGCAUCUUGAGAACCACACGCGAACCCACACUGGCGAGCAACCAUUCCAGUGCACCACCUGCUCCAAAUACUUUUCCCAACCGACCAGUCUCAAACGGCAUUUACUCACCCACACGGGAGAACGACCCUACAAGUGUACCCGUUGCUCAUCUAGUUUUAAUCAGCAUUCUAGUCUUAAGCGGCACCUAAACACAGUCCACACUUAACUAGAUUUUAAGAAACCACACAAUGUCUACAUGUAUAUUUAAGCUAACUCACACUUGACAAACCCUUCCUGUAGAAAAAAGUUAAUCCGUGAUUAUGUACGUCUACGUUUAUAGAAUCAUUUCCCUGUUCUGCUCUAAUAUGUCAAAGAAAAUAUACAUUAGAA